Messenger RNA from Mytilinidion resinicola, 1598 nucleotides. RefSeq lists its product as uncharacterized. Lineage: Eukaryota; Fungi; Ascomycota; Dothideomycetes; Mytilinidiales; Mytilinidiaceae. The transcript has 2 exons. Gene Ontology annotation, cellular component: Rad51B-Rad51C-Rad51D-XRCC2 complex; centrosome; replication fork. The record is from RefSeq and is a predicted model, not a curated record. Gene Ontology annotation, molecular function: four-way junction DNA binding. The coding region runs from base 286 to 1368 and encodes 360 amino acids. Gene Ontology annotation, biological process: double-strand break repair via homologous recombination; DNA strand invasion.
GCGGACUGCACUCGACAUACACGGCCCUCGGAUCUUUCUUGUAAUCUCCCUUGUGUGUGCAGUGGUACUGCACCAUCUCUAGUAGCUUGCACGCACGCAGGUCAACGUCGGGCUUCCGCCGCUUGCCGGACGCUGUGUACUGCACUUUCUCGGCGAGGUCGUUGGAGCUGAAGAUCUCGAUUGGAGGAGCCAUUGCGGAUCUUGCACCAUCUGAAAAAGCAAGAGGUGAGAUGGAGAUAAGAGGGUGGGAUUGAUGAAGAGGUAGGGUCUUAUAAGAGGGCCGAGAUGAGUGUAGAGGAGUUAGGGAGGAGGGUGUUGAGGGAUGUUGAGGAGGGUGGGUUGGAUGAGCUCAUCAAAGACCUCUGGAAGGCGAGGAACGCAGGACAGUCGAUGCAUUUCGGCAUUCCGGAGCUUGAUCGACUGGUUCCUGUUGUUGAGCAGCCGCCUGCGUUGCCUUUACCGCAGCCAGAGACGUUUUCAUCAUCACCGCCGCUUCCUGUGCAGACGACGGCUAUCAAGAAGCCACUGCAGAAGAUGCCAAUGAUAGAACUCAUCUCCUCUGGUCCUGGGGCUGGUAAAACAAGUCUGAUCUACUAUAUCAUUGCCGUCGCUAUCCUCCCAUCUACCUACUCCAGCACUCCCAUUGGCGGUCAAAGCAGCGCUGUGGUCGUCCUCGACACCGACAACCGCUUCAGAGUCGAAAGGCUUGUCGAAGUGAUGGCGUCGUACGUCUCAUCUCGUCUCAGAGCAGCUGGAAUUCCCCAGCAGCAGAAUACGGACGGAAUGCGCGACCUCAUCCACGCCUGUCUCGCUCACGUCCACAUCUUCCACUUGCAGACUAUGCACUCACUACUAGCUACUCUAAAGAGUUUACCGGAAUAUCUAGAGAGUCGAACCGCUCAUCGCUCCGCCCAUCGUCGUCUUCACUCCAUCUUCCUUGACUCAGCCUCAGCGUUUUUCUGGCCGACGCGUGCUGCGGAGGAGAACGGCACGUCUCCUGUCACUGCGAUGGAGACGUAUGCCCUCCUAGCCCGAGAACUCACAACUGUCUCUCAGCGUUUUUGUUGCGCCGUGGUGGCAUCUGCAUGGGAUGUCGGCGCAGGGCAGCUCUUCACGCAGAGGCUAAGGGCUAGCUUGCCGAUGAGUUGGUCCAGCUUUCCAACGUUGAGGUUGGCGCUGAGAAGAGUGCCUGUGCCGCGAUUUACUGUGGGGAUGACUGUGCAGGAGGCUGAGGCGGAGAAGGAGAUGAGAUGGGGAGUUGUGAGUAGAGGGUGGUGUGAAGCGUGGGUGCUUGGGGGCAGCGGACUCGAGGGGUUCUUCUUUCGAGUUGGUGAGGGCGUAGAUAUUGAGGGCGAUAGUAAUCCUUAAGGGAUCUUAUGGUAAAUGUACGUGAUGUGUAUGACAUAUAAGCCCUCGGAAUAUCAAAAGCCAUAGUACAGCCCCUCGAAGGAUGAGACUGGAUAUCAAAGUCACGAAAUACUAUAAAGUCUAUUAUCUCAGCCAUGCUGGCUGCUAUCGUUCUAUGAACCUUGGAAAGUCAUCACUCUGGGUUUUUCUCCCAAAACUCUGUAGAUUAUGUAAAAUAGUUCCAUGUCAAC